ACCUAUUUUAACUGUUAUAUGUAUGUACCUAAUAUUUUUAGAAUUUGUUGUUAAUUUCUUUAACUUUUCUGCUUCUGUAUUGUGAAUUAUUGACAAGAAGAUGGAAGUUGAUAGUGUUACGGAUGAAGUUUUGUCCGCGAGAACUAACGGUGAAGAAGAUCCAUACAAGUCAGAGGGCCAGAUUAUUCUGAAAAUCGAAAAGUUUAGUGAGUUUGCUCGUGAAAGUAGUCCUAAUAAUCGUCGACUGAGCGAUCCAGUUUAUAUUCGUGGAUUGCCUUGGAGAAUUUUGGCUAUAGCAAGAGAGAUGUCUGCUCGUUUUCCUAACCGCCGAUGCCUUGGUUAUUUUCUACAGUGUAAUAAUGGGGAUGCAGAUCCUUCUUGGAGUUGUUCUGCUAAAGCUGCUCUUAAAAUUCUUGCACAAAAACCAGGGGAAGAAAAUCAUGUCCGUAAAGUAACCCAUGUAUUUCAUGCGAAGGAGAAUGAUUGGGGUUAUGCACAGUUUAUGACAGUUGAAAAUAUCAUGGACCCUGAAGAAGGCUGGUAUGAUAAGAAAGAGGAUACUAUCAUUCUUCUUGUUAAUGUAAAAGCAGACCCACCACUUGGAGUUAAGAUUGACGAAGAAAGACUUAAAUCUUUGCAAGAAACUAAAGAGAAGGAGAAAGAAAUUCAAAUUGAUAAUUCUGAUGGAAAUUUAAUUAAAAUAAAAGAAGAAUUGGAAAAUUUGAAGAAAAGUAAGGAAAAGUGUGAAAAACAUUUGACUGAAAAAUUAAAAGAAAAUAAAGAAAUUUAUGAAAGACUUGCUCAAAAUGCAAAUCAAUUUGCAAUAAUUAAUGAAGAAAAUAUUAAACUAAAAGAAGAGAAUGAAAAAUUGAAGAAUUUAACUGAAGAUGAAAAGGAAAUUAAAGUAAUUUCAUUAUACAUGGGUAUAAUAACUAAGGAAAAUCCUUAG
Meloidogyne enterolobii is the source of this 949-nucleotide messenger RNA. The record is from the annotation of a GenBank genome assembly. NCBI's taxonomy places the organism in Eukaryota, Metazoa, Nematoda, Chromadorea, Rhabditida, Meloidogynidae.